CUUGUUUGAAACUCAAUAGCCCCGCCGAACAGCCGUCGUCACUGUGACAAGCAGGUGCAACAGCCCCAGCUGAUCUUUGCCGCCGUGGCUGACCGCAAGCGCGUCAACGAGUUUUACGCUUGAUGAUGCAUUUCACCCGUUGGCCAGUGUCGAUAGAGUACCUUUGUCCGCACUGGAGAUUGCGUACCUCGCGCUUUCUCUGGGAACUCAGCAAUCGCGAUUUACCCAGGUGGCAAAUAUGGACAAAGUAAAUGUUGAAAAGCCACUUCCAGUGCAGGAUGCACUUUCGGCGUCCGCGAAGACCAUCAGCGAAAUCGAAGCGCUCGGUGGUAGUUCAACAGAUGCGCGCGCGCGAGGCGACGGACCUAGUAGACCAGUUGUACCUGGGAGCUCUACCGAAACAGCUGUAGAUCGGUCCCAGGACAAUACAAGGUCUGCUGAAAACAGCACUGCCAUAAAUGGCGGCAGAUAUUUGCCACGUAUGCUUACGAAAGAAUCCCAGUCAUUUGAUGAGGUGCGGAAGUUGCUGGAGCAGAUUGUCGUGUCAAAAAUGUCCGAAGCGGCCUCUGAAAGUCGAUACGCUGGGGCGCAAGCUUUAACUCUUCGGCCGCUUGAUACGCUUGGAAAUGCUGUUGUCUCAGCUCACGCGCUGGCAGCAUACGCCUCGACACUUGAUAUCGGUACGCUAAGGAAGCUUACCGCACACGUCGUUGCAGAUACUGGAUUUUGGUUGGCCAGGACGUUCAGGUUUCAUGAUAGUUGUAUGUUUUGUCAUGACGAGUCCCGCGAAGGUCUUAUACGUGUCGUGCAAAUGUUACUUCAUCUCAAAUACGAUAAAUACGCCGUCGAUGCCUAUCAGACGUUAUAUUCAAAGCCUCCGUGUAUUUACGUCGGCCAGGCAGCGGAGCAAGAGACCGCACCUGGACGAGCAUCAGUGGGACACGCGCUUUGCGCUGCUUUGGGACUGCCAAGGGCAUGCCUUAGGGUUAUACCAUCGCUUAAUAACAGCACUGGCUUCAACAAAAUGAACAUUUCGAUAUUGGAGAGGCAAAUGGAACAAGACCUAAACAAGGGUUGUGUACCGCUGAUUGUAUUGGCCCAGGCCGGUACAGGUCAAUGUGGACAGAAAGAGCACUUUGAAAGGCUAUUUCAGUUGUGUCAAGAGCGCAACCUCUGGCUACAUGUUGAAGGGCAUUCGCUGGCGGCUCUUGCACUUGGGGCGGAAACGAAUACACAAUUGCGAUGUGCUGACUCGAUGACGCUCCCGGUAGGAAGCUGGCUGGGAGUUCCCUCAUUGCCGUACGUGACCCUGUAUCGGCAACAUAAUUCAGCCUUGGCUCACGCUGCUGGACUCACUUUAUUUAAUAUCCACUCAAAACUUCACUGCCUUCCAUUAUGGGCCACUCUACAGUGCCUAGGACAGAAGGGGCUUUUCGACAGAAUUGCUCACUGCUUCAAACAGUCGGACUUGCUGGUUACUACCUUGGAGUCGAUAGGUCCCUGUAUAGAGAUAAUAGGGCGGUCCCGUUUUGCUGCUGUUGGAUCUAAUGCUUCUACUGAAGACCAUAUUUCUGUAGUGGAACGGGCCGCUCGUGCUACAAAUCCUGUGGCACUAUUUGACGCUGUGCAGCCUAUUGUGACUUUCCGUUUCCGACAAACGUUUCCCUCUGCCGCCGAUGCCUCUUCUGAUUACAGUAAUACGGACAAUGAAAAAGGGAUGCAACUCUCCGAAAGCUACAUGAAUAAUCUCAAUCUAUGGCUCGGACAGAUGGUCAAUCGUGAGGUUCCACAGGUGACUAUCGAGCUAACUGAAGUUGAAGGCCAUGGUAUCUGCGUCAAAUUCAGUCCUCUCGAAAGUGCACACCUUCAAGGUACCACGAUGUGCGAUAUGGAGAACUUCUGUAAGACUUUGGAGGGGCACGUAGCGAUUCUAUCAGCUAUGGUUGUUCAUAAAAAGAAGUUUCACCGUCUUCUAGCUGGUGACCACCACGAAUUUGGCCGUUAUCUAGAACUUGUAGAAAUUAGUGACUGGGCUGGAUUAGGUGGGGUAAGAUAUAUUCCUGAGGCAUGGGCAACUACACCCGCCUCUGUCGAUCAAUUGAAAGGCAAAAGAGAAGCUGCAAAUAGCACAAUCAGUAAAACAGUACCGAUGUCGGAGUCCGACCGUGAUCUGAUCAAUCAAGUCAACCAGCAGCUCGUGGCCAGACUUCGAGCAUCAGAUUCUGCGUUUUCAUUAGGUGAGGGCGCAAAUGGGUUGGUGUGCAUACGUUUUGGGAUGGUAACAGAGGACCUGGCAGUGGAAGAGCUCCUGCACAUGGUUCUCGCUGCAGGUCGGGAACUUGAGGAAAGUUGUAAACAGCUGGAAGAGAUGUCUGAACUAGUCCGGCAGGCCGUCGAGGAGGCCAAUGCAGCACUGGAACGAGAGAACGAGGAGCGUAUCUACCAGGAAGGAUUGCUCAAGCAUGUGCCGAUAUUCGGAAGUCUUCUCCAGUGGUGGAGCCCACCUAGCGACGAAGGGGCCGGAAUAAAGGGCCGAAGUUUCAACCUGACGUCGGGUAUGGUGGAAACCACGGAGAACACGUAUAAAUACCACAUGCAGAUGAAGAGUGAGGCCCCUGCACCAAACACCCCGCCGCCUCAACAACAAAUUCAGAUACAAACGGGCAGCGGAGCGGGAAUAGCUCAACGGGUAGGAGCACCAUCGCAUCCUUCGGCGCAGAGUUCACAGACAAUCAGCGCAGCGCAACAACAGCACGCACCAUUAUCACCGCAUUCGAGAACAAAUUCACAAGGGUCUCAACGCUCGUAGGCACCUUCACCAUGAACAUGCACUAUUUAAAUGCAAAGUAAUCAUAAGUAGAAGCCAGCGUUAGUUUUUUGUUUCUUUAAGGAGUUAUGAGAGGAAAAGUUACUGGGAGCGUUUAUUGUGGAAAGCUUAAAGUGGGUCGAGGAUGGCUUUUUUCAAUUAAGUUUGAACUGGAUUGUGUAGUGAUUUUUUGCCGACUUAGGGAUCUACUGCAUGCAGUAAAUCAACGAAUGCGUUGCUCUGACUAGCGUUGACCUGCCGAUACCUACGGUAUGAAGGAACCUGAGCCUUCGGAUGUAUAUUUAAGCUAUUACACAGUGCCUUCGAGAUACUUCGACCUGUGAAACAGAAGCCGCUGUAAUCACGUUGCACAGCGUAAUAUAUUCGGAAGACACUGGGCAUGUUAUUUAGACGUGUUACUGGGAUAUAUCUUUAUUUCUACUUUAUACACGGUUUGGCAAUUGAGGAAAUUGAACCAUGUAGAAUGAUGGAUCUAAUGAGGACAUUUGUUAGUUCUAUCAACCGUUAGUAGAAUCAAGGAUUCGUCGAAGGAGUUUUUUUGAUUUGAAGCGUAGUCUUGAUUUGUCGGAGUCGACGGCGCAAACCGAUGGAUUUUAAAUAAUGACAACCAAAUGAACAUCUCUAUUUAAAUACACAUGGUCUCUCGUUGAUGAUAUUAUAUAAUAAUAACUAUUUUGCAGUGCGAGAUAAAUAAAUCUGUCACAUAUGUAACAUUUACUUGAAUCUCUCGAAAAUUAUUAUUUCUCUAUUGUUAUUCAACUAUAUAUAUAUAAUCAAUAAACUGGAUUAUAUCUAAGAUUCUGGGAAUUCUAUUUAAAAUUUGUCGUGAGAACACGGCUCUACCGGACAAACACCGACGAAGCCAAGGCUGUGUAUUUUUUUUUUUCGGUUAUUGAUUAUGACUUUGGUUAUGGGCUGCUUGUAGCUAUGCGGGCGGCAAGCCAGAUUCAAUACAAUUGGGACUGAGCUGUUUAGCUAACGAGCGUUAUAUCGCAUAUAGUGUUGGCCUUUACGCGUGGUUCAUUUGUGGACCUAUACAUAAAAGAUAACGUUGUAUAGUACGUUUGUAGCCGUUGCCUGUUACAAUAAACGAGACCACUUUGUUAAAUGUCGACAUUUUGA
Varroa destructor (honeybee mite) is the source of this 3949-nucleotide messenger RNA. Its product is annotated as pyridoxal-dependent decarboxylase domain-containing protein 1. The record is from RefSeq and is a predicted model, not a curated record. Gene Ontology annotation, molecular function: pyridoxal phosphate binding; carbon-carbon lyase activity. NCBI's taxonomy places the organism in Eukaryota, Metazoa, Arthropoda, Arachnida, Mesostigmata, Varroidae. Gene Ontology annotation, biological process: carboxylic acid metabolic process. Gene Ontology annotation, cellular component: intracellular membrane-bounded organelle.